AUGGAAUAUUCUUUUACUGAUCGCGUGCAUAAAAAGAAAGUGGUUCCAUAUCUUCAAAGAAAAGAAUAUAAAUACGAGACGAAAAAAAGAGUAAAAAAGGCCACACGCUUACGGAACAAUCAACGAAGUCAAAAGGAAUUUCAAAAUUGGCAAUUCUUUGAACAAAAUUUGUCUGAAGAAAGUAAUACAAACACCGAAUCCGAAGAUAUCCUCGAUAAUGAAACUGAACUCGAAUACGAAGCUUCAGUCGCAUGUGAUGAAACUGGAUACAAUAAAAGUGAAUGCGAUGAAGGUGAAUUCGAUGAAGGCGAAUGCGAUGAAAGUAAAUAUGAUGAAAGUGAAUAUGAUGAAAGUGAAUGCGAUGAAAGUGAACAUUAUGAAAGUGAAUAUGAUGAAAGUGAAUGCGAUGAAAGUGAAUAUGAUGAAGGUGAAUAUGAUGAAGGUGAAUAUGAUGAAGGUGAAUAUGAUGAAGGUGAAUAUGAUGAAGGUGAAUAUGAUGAAAGUGACUAUGAUGAAGGUGAAUAUGAUGAAAGUGAAUAUGAUGAAAGUGAAUAUGAUGAAAGUGAAUAUGAUGAAAGUGAAUAUGAUGAAGGUGAAUAUGAUGAAAGUGAAUAUGAUGAAAGUGAAUAUGAUGAAGGUGAAUAUGAUGAAGGUGAAUAUGAUGAAAGUGAAUAUGAUGAAGGUGAAUAUGAUGAAAGUGAAUAUGAUGAAAAUGAAUAUGAUGAAAGUGAAUAUGAUGAAAGUGAAUAUGAUGAAAGUGAGUAUGAUGAAAGUGAAUGCGAUGAAAGUGAAUAUGAUGAAAGUGAAUAUGAUGAAAGUGAAUACGAUGAAAGUGAAAGCUCAUCUGAUGCCAGAAGUAAAAAAGAUUGCUUAAUUUUAUAA
Ambispora gerdemannii is the source of this 882-nucleotide messenger RNA. Lineage: Eukaryota; Fungi; Glomeromycota; Glomeromycetes; Archaeosporales; Ambisporaceae. The record is from the annotation of a GenBank genome assembly.